GAAGGUCACAUGUGCCCAUCAUCCAGUCAGUCGCUUAACACACAUCGAAACGGUAACGUUAGUGGAAGAGUGCAGACUUUAUCAGCGGUACACCGACCGGUCUUCCGAAGAUGACCUCCACCUGCAUGUCGAUGGCUGUUCUGGGGCUGUCUCUAGGACUAAUCUAUGCUGAUUCAUUCCCAAAAACACAGAAGAAGCUGAACGAAUCCGCUGUUCUGGUCUGUGACAGUGAGUGUUCAGGUGUGACCCAGUGGGAGAAGAAUGGCAAGAAAGUGGCUGAGUGUGGACCUGGUGCUAAAACAGAUUUCAAGCUCACCUGUACAGUAAACGAGGGGAGAAGUACACUGACCAUUCCUCAGGUCAACUACUUAACUAGAGGCCCCUAUUCAGUCAAGUGCGCUGAAAGAGAAAUCUUUCCUUGUCGACAGAUCCUGCAGCUUCUUACUCCUGAAUCUGCUCGUGAGCUGGAUGCUGGUGACCUCCUCAAGGUGGAGCUGCAGAUUUCUGGAACGGCAAGAAUUCUCUUCACGAGGACUGGAGACCUCUCCAGAGUCCAGCUGUGCAGCGUAGAUGGACGACACCACAAAUGCGUUCCUGAGUAUCAGAAGAGGGUCUUCAUCGUUGGGAACACCUUCAUCCUAAUGAACAUGACGCUGUCAGACUCUGGGAUCUACAUCAUACAAGAGGAGGACGGUACGUCCGUCAGCAUUUGGAAUGUGACCAUCAAAGGAGGGAUGAGUUUGAAUGCUGGCAUUUCCACCCCAGAAGAGAACCGAGACCUCUUUUCCCUCAUCACAGGCAGCUCACAUGAUGUGCGACAGAUCCAGACCUGUAAGGAUGGGUUUGGAAAGGUGGCAGUGUUUUUUGGGAGUGCAAUGCUGGUCACCGGUGUGCUUCUGGGGGUGUUUGUUGUGCCGCGGGUGCUUUAUCUGAAGGACAGAGUCCUCCAGAGGCUCAGAGGAAGAGAUUCCUCGACCACGGAUCAUAAUGGGAGUGUGGAGAAUGGAGAUGCUCACCUCAAGGAGACCCUGCAGGGUAACAAGGACUCUGAAGGAUGAGCACCAUUCUGCCGUCUGCACUCUGAAGUCUUACUGUACGUUCAUCUGGGGAAAGGUUGUUUUUCUGUGUGUGUGAAUGUAACAGCAGAGCCGUCCUCAGUGAGUCACUGCCUCUCUCGAGCCACAUGGAACUAAUUUCCUCUCACUUUACAUUUCUUCAGUAAUCUGUUAUGCGCUGUUAGACUGAAAGAGAGCUCAGUGUUUCAGUCAUGAAUAUACUGUGUGGAUCCUAAACUGGUUCAAUGUGACAGAGAAUGAAAUGUUCUUAAGUGCGUUUAUCCGUCAUUAAGGGCCUGAAGUAUAUAAUCCUAAUUGUGUUUAUUUAUCUAAAGCCAAAGCCUGACUGAUGUUAAUAGUGAUAAUUCUGGCAGAUUUAGGAUUUAGACUGUGCCUUUCUGAACUUUAUGAACUCAAACUCUAGUGCCUUUAUCCUCCACGGUGCCACAGCUGUAUCACUGUACUGUAAGUCUGAUGACUGCCUCUGUUAUGGAGGUUUGAGUUUGGCUGUAGCUUAUUUCUUGGGAAUUUUUUGCUAUUUAUUGUGUUUGUACUCCUCUAGCUCAAAUUAAGUCAUCAUAAGCUCUGUGUUUGUAUGUGUAACUGCCUAAAUUCAGAUUUUGUCCAAUUGUCUAAACAUCAGUGUGAGACGUUUACGUGGUGUUUAUCAGAGAACAACGUUGAAAUGAGCACAGUGAUCAAGUAUGACUGCCUCACAGUAGUGGUUCCUGAAGAGCCUUCAGUCGGUUUCAACCUGAGACACUUGAUAUUUUUUAAUGUUGCUGUGACAUCAAACAGAAUCAGGUUCAGUUCAUCAGUAUAGCAAUAAUCAGCCAAAAUGUGAGUGAAGCAUUAAUACUAAACUGCCAAACUCCUCAGCCACCGUGAUGUGCCUGUACUUCACCUCAGACUGUGUUUAUACUCAGGACUCCACUCUGUGAAGUAGAUCUCCUCAGGGAUUCUCUGUUGAAGUAUUUUACAGGUGUGAACACCAGCUUUGAUCCUGAAGAGGUGCUUUUAUCUCAGCUGUACAAUCAGAGAGAACAACACAGUAAUAACAGCACAUCACAACAAAGACACUUUAUUUAGGUAAUGUAUUGUCAAUGAGCUGUAAUUAAUAAUAUAUAUAACCAAUAAAACAUUUAUGUACAGUC
Colossoma macropomum (tambaqui) is the source of this 2209-nucleotide messenger RNA. RefSeq lists its product as uncharacterized. The coding region runs from base 111 to 1058 and encodes 315 amino acids. The record is from RefSeq and is a predicted model, not a curated record. Lineage: Eukaryota; Metazoa; Chordata; Actinopteri; Characiformes; Serrasalmidae. The transcript has 6 exons.